AUGGUGCUAAUCGAUUAUUCCAAGCGACGAGCGAGUAAUCUACCUUCUGAUUCUUCCGGGCUUUUGAAUGGGAGCGCCAAUGGUCUUCCCGCUCGACGGUAUCGGUCGACGUCGGCUGGCAAUCAUGGCGAGGCGAGGAAUGGCAGCACUAUGAAUAAUGGUAGAGAUCAACAUCAACAUCAACAUCAACAUCAACAACAACAUGUCCCUCGCAAAAUGCCUCCCAAGAAGAAUUCGUUGAUCUUGAAAACAGUCCAGCACAAGGAAGACGAUGUUCCGUUGGACGAAGAACCCAUCUUGACGGGUAACAAUUCCAGUCAUCAUUCCGCCCGAUCCUCACUGUCGUUGGGAGAAGCUCUCUUGGACGAUUCGUCUUCCCGAAUGAGUUGGAGAAAUUCGUUUUCCGAACAGCAACAACCGACUCCCAAUGCAACAGCAACAGAACCAAAACGAAAUUCGCGAUCCUCUCGCUUUCAACGCAGUAGUCUCACUCGAGAAAAAAAACGAAACUCGCAAACCAAAGAAAAAAAUCCAAGUAGUGGUCCCAUCAUCACCUAUGGCACUCCUUCCAGAGAGGCUCUCUUUGAUGAUUCCAGUUCGAGUCUCGCCGUGUCAAAUCACGACAAGGACAGCACUCCUGCUGCUGCCAGCUCGUUAUUAGACGACAAUACUACUACUACAACAGACUCUUUCACGGAACUCAAAGAGAAAAAGAAGACACCUCCGUCCACCAGUAGCAAAAACAACAACCAUACUACUACUGCGAGUACUACAUCUACAAGUACUACAAGUACAACCAAACCAGCAGCACCCCAACAACGACCCCGCCGUGGUCCCAAACGAGGGGGAAGUGCGGGUGGGGUUCGUCGAGAAACCGGCAUGCCCAGUUCCUUGGCCAACAUGCGCAACGUUGCACUCCACCGCCCACCCAAAAAGGCAUCCAUGCCGAGUCCGCUCAAACGAUGUGGAACGUCCGAUUUGGUCAAGGAACAUCGCAAUCGACGUCCCACGGUACUCAUGGAAGUCGAUGAUAUUGACGAAGACGAUUUGGACUUGAGUGUGAGUAGUGAGGAGAGUUAUAAUGAUAAUGAUGAUGAUGAUACUGAUGAUGACGGUAGUCAACACAACAACAAUAUUACCAAGCAUGGUCUGAGCAACAUUGACGAAGAUGACGACGACGACGAAGAAAAAAAAACACCACCAGAGACUCAAGCUCCCUUUCGUCGUGUCUCGACGUGUCCUGAGGAAGCCUUGUGCCAAUGUGGUUCUACUCGUCUUCCUCAUCAUCACAAUAAACACGAUCAUCAUCACAAACACAAACACAACAGCAAUCACAAUUAUAGUGCUCAUGCACCCAAAGAAGAACGAGAUUGGAGUAAACCGUCACGACAAACCGUCGCAUGGGGAGUUCUAUCGCCGGUACGAAAAACUUUUGUCCGGGGAGCAGCCAUUCAACAACUAAGUGCUGCCAGUUUUGACAACCAAAACAGCAUGCCAACGCUCGAUUUGAACGAGAGCAAUUCCAGUAUCAAAUCGGCCAGUGCGGCCAUUUCUUCUUCAACCACAUCCACAAAUAAUCGCCGCAUGUCACGCAGUGCAUCGUCCAGCAGUCUCAUGAUGACACGCAGCCUGUCCGUCAACAAUGUGUUUGCCGAAAAGAAAAAGAAAAAUCCACUCGAACGCAACAUUUCCUUCACCAUGCGGGCCAAAUUGCCGUUGACAGAACGAGGACGCAGUCGAUCCGACAAUACGCGUUCGAGUAUGGAACGUCUUGGAGUCUCUCUUUCAUCUCUCUUGAAAGGAGACAACGACAAUACUACUACUAAUAAUAAUGACGACGACGAUGAUGUCAUGGCACAAGAAAAGCGAACCAGUUUGGAACAACUAUUGUUCGCCGCCGAAGGAGGAAAACGAGCCGGGUUGGAACAGGUCCUGCAUGCGCAAAGUCUCCACAACAAUUCGCAACACAUUAUUCCCAGUCACAUUUCACUGGACGGAAGUAGUGGUAAUGACAGUCAUCAGACUCCUCCUCCUCCAACGCUGUCGGCGGGAUCGACUCAUAUGCGCAAACACACUCUUCGAUCCACAUCCAUGUCACAUAUUUCAGCGUCAUUUGGCUAUGGCGUUCCCGAUCUCAAAUACAGCUACAAACAUCGACAGGAAGAUGCCAAACGGCGCAGUCCGAGUCGCAGUCGAAGUCGGAGCCCCACGCGCAGCAAGAAAAAGACUGACAAUAACAAUAGUAUGUCACAACAAGGCUUUUCCGUGGCAUUGGAUGGAGACAUUUUGCGGGGUGGCAGUGCUCAUCAGUCCACCCGACGAGGAGAUCCUCUCGCGGGCGGCAGCAGCACGCAUACCCGAGGACGAAGAGGACGACCGUCGCCAUCUCGAAACAACAACAAGCGCGAUGAGGGAUCCACACAACAACAAAAGACACGUUCCUCGCCAUCGCCGUCUCGAACGCCCGGCAGCAUGCAUAGCAGUAUGCAUGGAACCGGCAUUAGUAUUAAGAAACCAAGGCAAAGUUUGAUGCGCAGCAGAUCGACUUCGGAAGAUCACGGUGGCAGCAGCAGCUCUCCACUCGGCAUUCCCAAGCCAACAAGGAAGAGUUUGAUGCGCAGUCGAUCUACCUCCGAAUCCAAUGAUGCCUUCCAAAAACGACGCGCAUCGCUCUCCCCGGCACGCAGAUCCAGCAUUUCCCCGCAACGGCGAGCGUCAAAGAUCAAACAAAUUCAACCUGGAUACGCCAACACCAGCCCUACUAGUGCUUUCGGUCCUGGUACUGCCGGUGGUGGCAUUGACAACCAGGCUGCCGGGUCUUCUUAUUUGGGAUCGCUAGCGGCAACAAGAGGAGGCUUGUCUCUCUCGUUGCAUGGGCUGCCGAGAAAUCGUCAAACCAAUGGAGGAAAAAAGAAACAAGGGGGGGACAUGCCCAUGACAAGCGUCAUCAAGAGGCCCAGCCGCACCGCGAGCUUUGACGAGGACGAAGACGAUGAUUCGGAUGACGAUGAUCCGAACGAAAUAUCGACAACUAGCAUUUUUGAUGAUGACGAUGACGAUACUUCGAUCUGUUCUGUCGAUACCUACGGAGAGCCAAAACAAAAACAAAUCCCAAUUCUGGAUUUGAAAUUGAAGAAAGCUAGCCCUAAGCCAAGUGGCUAUGGGAUGGCGGCUCUCGCUCACGUCUACGGAAGUGCCACGCCGAAUCCUGGUUACGGAAAAGCCGGCCUUGGUUAUGGAGACGAUGACGACGACGACGAUCUCGGAUAUGGAGAUGCCGCUCCUGACACUGCCCCCGAUCUUGGUUAUGGAGAUGCCGCUCCGGACGCUGCUCCCGAUCUUGGCUAUGGCAAGGCCGCACCAGAUUUGGGAUAUGGAAACACCAAACCAGAUUUGGGAUAUGGGAAUGCCGCACCAGAUUUGGGAUACGGAGAUGCCCAGCCUGACAAUCAAGGACAGGCCUACGAUCUUCGCAAACCUACACCUUCCACUGUGGAUCUGGGGUACGGAGAUGCCACUCCCGACGCCCCGGAAACAGCAGUGGCGACGGAGGAGUAUGAUUAUCAUGAUUUGUAUGGCCAGGCUCCCCGCGCUUCUCUACAGAAAGCACGGCGUCGACAGCACCGGGCAUCCUCUAUGCAGCAUGUUUCUUCAGCGAUGUCGCAUGGUCAUGAUCCAACUCCAAGAAUUAGUUUUGGAACUCGUCGUCAACGGAGACGGUCUAAUUCCAUGAAUAUGCUCUCGAACCACAGCAGCAUGAACCACGGCAGCAUGAGAAUGUCCUUUCGGGGUAAUGGUCCGUCCCACUGUGAUGGCGGGCAGGACACCAGUGGCGAAUUCGGAACUCGACAUCGGCCCACGAAUGCUGGGAAACGUAACCAACGUCGCACUUCGUCCAUGUCGAUGCUCAAGACUAUGGGCAUGUCCACUAGGAAUAUGGGCGGAGGAGGUCGCACCAUGGAUACCUCCGGAUUUGUCACGGGGUCACGGAUCCGGAGAAUAGACAAUGCUUCGCAGCUCUUGACGGCAGCACGGUAG
Molecule: messenger RNA, 4038 nt
Organism: Seminavis robusta
Lineage: Eukaryota; Bacillariophyta; Bacillariophyceae; Naviculales; Naviculaceae
Source: the annotation of a GenBank genome assembly